AAUAUUAUACUUUACAGUUUAAUUAAAUAUAUUUGAUUAAGUUUAUGAUACAAGAGUAUAGACAUAGAUUAUUAAUAUUAAAAAUAAUAGAUAAUUUUAUACUGACAAUCAAUAGAAAUUUAUUGAAUAACUUGAAGUUGAAUAAUUUAAUGCCAUUAUACUUUUAUAUUGCAGUAAAUAACAAUUACGAAGUAUUGUAGAACAGUUUAUCGUCGGUUAGCAAGUCUUGUUCCGUUUAAAUUUGUAAGAUAAAAUUCAGUAUAUUUAAAAUGUAUGUGUUAAUAAUAUAAUCAAUGGAAAUUGCAAUGAAAGGCUGGCAUUCCACGGGAAAGCCUAACAUGAAGUCUAACGAAUGUAUAAAAUUGCCACAAUAUAAAUCAUGGUCAGAAAUAUCAUCAGAUUGUAAAACUAAAGAACAAUCAAGGUCCCAACCUGUAAGAAUAACACAAUUGCUUGAUUCAAAAACAAUUAAUCGCAAUGCACGCAAAAGAGCACAACCAGAGAGAUUAAAAAAAGUUCUUUCUAAUGAGAAGAAAGUAGGAUUAAUUCAAAAGAAUAAUGUUAAAGAAAAAUCACAACAAAAAGAUUUAAUGAAGACAAGUCUUUACAAUAAACAUAUACUAUCUAAUAUUAACAGUAACAAAAAAGAUAUGUCCUCUAAUUUAAUUAGAUGUGAUCGGAAAGUACGGAGAAAUUUAAAUUUAAAUUUUGUAUCUCCAAAACAAAAAAUGGAGAAAAAUAAUAGUACAGUAUUACCAGAGAUUCAAGAAAAAAACAAAAUUUGUUCAAAUUCAAGUAAUUAUUGUAAUUCAAAAAGUUUUCUUUUACCUCCAAAUUUUAUAAAAAGUAUGUAUUUGAAGCAACGAUGUAGCAAAGUUAUGCCAUCAUCUACUGUUUCUACUAAAAACGAUAUGACAACGAAUUUAGACAUGCUUGAAGCUUCAGAGAAUUUAAAUAUUAAGAAUCCUAAUGUACAAAUUUGUUCUUUUAUACAAAGUACGCAUGAUAAUUCACAAACGGAAGUUAAUUUGAAGUUACAAAAACUUUUACAAUACGAUUGUGAAAAUAAAAGAAAUACAUUACAUAAUUCUAUUGAUAACGAAGUACCGUUAUCUUGUGAUGAAAGUGUAUUUAUAAGAAAAAAUAUGACAUCAAUAGAUAAUAAAAUACAAAAAGAAGAACAUUGUAAUAUAAAUAGAAGUAAUUCUUCUAUGAAUAAAAGUAUUGAUAAUUUAAAAGAUUCAUGCAAUGAAUUAAAAAAUAUAAUUUUCACAGAAGGAUCAGAAGUGUCUGUAAAUGAUAAUAGUGUAGGUUUUUCAAAGAAAGACCAUUUAUAUGUAGAUAGAAAUGCUAUCGUGUCUUUAAAAUCCUCUUUAGAAGACUUGUUAAAUAUAUUUCAAGAUAAUGCUUUAAAGACAGAUUUAGUAUUAAAACGUAUUAACAAACUAUUGUAUGUUAAUACUGAUUCAAUGGAGGAACAGGUUCAUACUGUUGAUUCUAACGGUAAAAUAAUGAAAGAAACUAUGCAAAUGUACCAUGAAGAGAAAGCAGAAAAACAUAAUAUUGAUAUUAUAAACAGCAAAUCAAAGAAAAAUAAUAAUAAGGCAAGAACAGAAGCACCAGCUGAAUUAAGCGGAGCAGAUAAAGAAAAUGAUAUUUACAAGAAUUUAGAAUUUCAAUUUGAUCAUAACAAAUCUUUGCAACUAAGUCCACAGGUUCUUCAAAUCACUAUACCUAAUUAUACUAAGUUUGGUGAGUCAGCUUUGCAAGACUACAUAAACUUAAAGUCAUCCCUUAAUUUUUUAGAAACACCAUCUAAUAAAAAGUUCAAACCACGCAUACAAAAAAAUAGAAACGUAGUACCUAAUAUUCCUAAAGAUAAAUCAUAUCUUUCUACAAAAAUUUUUACAGAACUACAAAAUUUAUAUGACGAAUAAAUAAAUACAUAUGAUAUACAUGCAUGCUAAUAUGCAUCUAUACAGGAUGAUUUUAAACAAAUAUCUUAAUAUUUAUAAGUAUAUUUUAUACUUUAAAUUUGAGAAAAAAUCUUAAAUUUGGAUCUACAAUUUUUUUGUUUCUAUGAUAAAUCAAUUUUGCUUUGGCAUGAACAUAGCUUAUUGUGAUUGUAUAAUUAAUCACAAGUAAUAAAAAUAUUCUUUAUUCUUAAAUACAUUUAGCAUCACAUGAAUAUUUUACACAUUGCCAUAAAAUUCAACAUAUUCUGAAUUAUAUUACGUGCAAAUUUAAUGCUUAUUUAUAGUUCUUGUUUGACUGUUAACAUAGCUAUUUCUUAUGUAAUACAAAAAAUAUUUUAUGUAUGCAUAUUGAAAUCAAAAAUUUAUUCAUUUCUGAAAUAAGAAGUUUGUAGGCUCGUGCUUAUUAGGAUUUUUUCUCAAAUUUAAGGCAAAUUUUAAAUUAUAAUCGUAACAAAAUUUAAGAUUUCAUAGAUGUUGUUUUUAAUAUUAAUAUCUUUCAGUUCAUAUCAAUUUAUGUCGAUUGAAAUGAUAUAUAUUUAUACAUUUUAUUAGAACAAAUAUAUUUAUUUAAUCUUUUAUGAUUAUAUAAUUUAUAAAUAAAAUCAAUACUAUUAUAGUAUCAAAAU
Messenger RNA from Vespula pensylvanica (western yellowjacket), 2602 nucleotides. Its product is annotated as protein PF14_0175-like. The record is from RefSeq and is a predicted model, not a curated record. NCBI's taxonomy places the organism in Eukaryota, Metazoa, Arthropoda, Insecta, Hymenoptera, Vespidae. The coding region runs from base 294 to 1937 and encodes 547 amino acids. The transcript has 7 exons.